AUGGAGAUUUCUUCUCACCAGUUUCACCUCUUGCAGCAGCUCAAUGAGCAGCGCAGGCAGGACUUAUUCUGCGACUGCAGUAUCCUGGUCGAGGGAAAGGUCUUCAAAGCCCACCGCAAUGUGCUCUUCGCCAGCAGCGGCUACUUCAAAAUGCUCCUUUCGCAGGGCUCCAAGGAGACGAGUCAGCCGACGACGGCUACUUUCCAGGCGUUCUCUCCUGACACAUUUACCGUUAUUCUAGAUUUUAUGUAUUCAGGAAAACUGUCCCUCACCGGUCAGAAUGUCAUCGAAGUCAUGUCGGCUGCUAGCUACCUGCAGAUGACUGAUGUUAUCAGCGUGUGUAAAACGUUCAUUAAGUCCUCGCUGGACAUCAGUGAGAAGGAGAAGGAUCGCUACUUCAGUCUGUCAGACAACAACGUGAAUUCCAACGGCGUGGAGCGGUCCUCCCUGUACGGCGCUGGCUGGAGGGCGGAAAGCAGCCCCCCACACCCCCACUUAAGUCCGGAUCAAGGAACGAGCAUGAUGGGUGGAAACGCUUGCAGCAAUUUCAGCUACUAUCCAACUUCUCAGAGAAGUGCCCAGCAGCAGCUGUCCAAACACGAGCAGAGGCAGGAAUCCGUAAAGAAAUCAAGGCACCUGGGACCGCAGCAACCUUCUGACAUGCCGUACUAUAAAUCAAGCAAGCUGGAGGACAGGGCUGCCGAGCCCGCUGGCCACAUGGCUCAGGCUGAGGAGCAAGUUCAGCUUGAGACAGAAGUUGAACCCCAUCACGUGGGGUACCAGUAUGGGCAGGGGUCGGACGUGAUCCCGAGGGGCUUGGCCGUGUCGCAGCAGGAGCGGGAAUCGCCCCGGUCUUCUAGUAAAUCCAAGUCUUCCAAGGCAGAGGAGCAGUACGCGAGCAUGCCCUCCCUUCUGGGCGUCAUGGGAAGCUGGGCUGACGAUGAUCUGCCCAGGAUGAGGUUCAAGUGCCCGUUCUGCACCCACGUGGUGAAAAGAAAAGCAGACCUGAAGCGUCACCUCCGCUGCCACACAGGAGAGCGCCCGUACCCCUGUGAGGCGUGCGGGAAGAGGUUUAGCAGGCUGGAUCACCUCAGCAGCCACUUCCGAACGAUUCAUCAGGCCUGUAAGCCCAUCUGCAGGAAGUGCAAGCGCCACGUGACCGAGCUAACGGGACAGGUGGUGCAGGAGGGGACGAGGCGUUACAGACUCUGUAACGAGUGCCUGGCGGAGGCUGGCAUAGACCGCAUUCGCAUUGACUUGGAGGCCGAAGCACCCCUUGAAUUCCCACAAGAUGGGGAUAAGGAUUCCAGGUGGCACUACGCGGAAGACAACAGAUCGGACGUGGAGAUCGUGGAGGACGAGUCGACCGACUUGGUCAUUCAGCAAGUUGACGACAGCGACGAUGAAGCGGACGAAAAGGAAGUGAAACCAAAUAUUAGGUAGUUGCGAGACAAAAAUCAG
Messenger RNA from Eurypyga helias (sunbittern), 1461 nucleotides. RefSeq names its product zinc finger and BTB domain containing 8A (gene ZBTB8A). The transcript has 3 exons. NCBI's taxonomy places the organism in Eukaryota, Metazoa, Chordata, Aves, Eurypygiformes, Eurypygidae. The coding region runs from base 1 to 1443 and encodes 480 amino acids. Gene Ontology annotation, biological process: regulation of transcription by RNA polymerase II. The record is from RefSeq and is a predicted model, not a curated record. Gene Ontology annotation, molecular function: protein binding; RNA polymerase II cis-regulatory region sequence-specific DNA binding; DNA-binding transcription factor activity, RNA polymerase II-specific.